This is a messenger RNA of Diaporthe citri, 2370 nucleotides long. RefSeq lists its product as uncharacterized. The transcript has a single exon. The coding region runs from base 1 to 2370 and encodes 789 amino acids. Lineage: Eukaryota; Fungi; Ascomycota; Sordariomycetes; Diaporthales; Diaporthaceae. Gene Ontology annotation, cellular component: nucleus. Gene Ontology annotation, biological process: proteasome-mediated ubiquitin-dependent protein catabolic process. The record is from RefSeq and is a predicted model, not a curated record. Gene Ontology annotation, molecular function: protein binding; protein-macromolecule adaptor activity.
AUGGACCUGAACGAUGGCCGACUUCAGUCCAGCCCAAGCACCAUUGGCCUCUCCUCUCCCCCACGUCCACCGCCAGCACGCAACACCAAGCAGAAGCGUGCUCCCUCCAUAACCCCCCGCAAGUUCAAUGCCUUCUUCGCCCGUCGGUCGACGCGUCUCGCCCCGAAUGGCGCCUCGGUGAGCCAGAGCUCACGUGCCUUGGGUGCCAUCACCGGCUCGGCCAUUAAUAGACGCCAGCGCCAGAUCCGAGACGCACCAAUUCCAAUGAAACCUCUGGGGAACCCCAAUGCCGAUGAUGUCCAGGACGAGAACGACCAUGACGACGACGACAAGCCCGAGAGCCAGACCCCCAGGCAGUCCAAGAAGCGCAAGACGGGCCACCACACCCCUCCCGACUCGUCACCUAUGAAGCCACCACCUCUAUUCCAUUCCUCGCCGUGUGCACCGGAUGCCGACCCUGCAGCCGUCAAAAUAGCACUCCUGAGCCCCUUGCAGUCUCUCGCGGCUAGCAGUCAGAUGACUGAGGACAUAUCAGACUUCGAAUGCGACCAUGACGACUCCGACGACGACCACGAGCCACCGAAGCGCCUUAAACAACUCACCCACCGGGGAAUGGGAGCCCAGCUCUUCCAGCGCCAGCUGGGAGGCAUGCCGCGCGCAGGACGUUCUUACCUGUCGACACCAACGUCCGGUUGGCGCUCAGAGACGGCAAACUUCAGUUCAGGCCCAACCGAUGCCCACUACUGUUCUAGCCACGAGGGCUUGGCUAGGUGCAUUCCGUUUUGCACAGCCUCGUGUAAUACGAACAGCCUGGUUGCCGUCGGGGACGAGGAAGGACGUGUACGCUUGCUGGAUUCCUCCUCCAACGCACGCUUCGACAAGAUUCACCUGUGCUUCCAGGUACACGGCAACGCCAUCAUCGACAUGGCUUUUUCUGAAGACGACCGCCGGCUGGCAACAGCCUCGGGCGACCAGAGUGGUAAGGUGGUCGAUAUGAUGACGCAGACGCCCAUCUCCAUCCUGGGCCAGCACACUGCUUCCCUCAAGCAGGUCCGCUUCCAACCUGGCCAGUCGCAGGGAAACGUACUGGCGACUUCGGGCCGCGAUGGAAGCAUCCAAAUCUGGGACCUCCGAUGCAAUGGUGGAACAGCCGUCAUGGACCCCAUCGUCUUGGAGCGAGAGGCGGGCUUGCAGUUCACGACCAUGCGCAAGAUCAGCACCGGCUGUGUCGUCAACUCCUUCUUCGGCGCACACGAGGCCAUGCCGCGCCACCAGACCCGCUCUGUCGGCCUGCUGGCCCCGACUACGACGUCGAUCGAUCACCAGACAGACACAGCCUCCAGGGGCGAGGUGCCUGGUCGCAUUAGCGAAGUUUCAGUGACGGCUCUGCAGUGGCUGCCCUCGGGCCGCGAGCACCUCCUCCUGUCUGGUUGUGAGGCCGACGCGUCUAUCAAGCUGUGGGACAUCCGCUCUAUCCACACCAGUCGCAACCAUCGCGCGCCCACGCCCCUCAGCUACACGGCCACGCCCGCCUCGCAUACCAGCUGGCGGCACUUUGGCAUCUCGUCCCUGACCCUCUCCACCAACGGCUCCAGGCUGUAUGCCCUCUGCAAGGACAAUACUGUCUACGCCUACAGCACGUCCCACAUGGUCCUCGGUCCCGCUCCAGGAAGCGCGCCGGUUAAGCGCCCCAAACACGCUCCCGCGGACGAGCUCCCUGGCCCGCUGUAUGGCUUCCGCCACCCCAGCCUCCACGCCACCUCCUUCUACGUCAAGUCAUCCCUGCGCCCACUGCGCGGCGGCCGGAGCGAGCUGCUGGCCGUUGGCAGCGCCGACAACUGUCCCGUCCUCUUCCCCACCGAUGAGCGCUACUUCGAGCAGGAGCUCGAGGCCGCUAGACUGGGCAGUAAGAACAACAACCCGGACGCGACUAUGAUGUCGUCGUCCUUUUCCCGCCCGGCGACGGCGCGCAGGCCGGCGCUCUCCCGCACGAGCUCCUUCGCGGCCCGCUCGGGGGGCGCUGGUGGCAGCAACAAGGAUGAUAUCCCCAUCAUCCGCAACGUGGGCGGCCGGCCGCUCGGCACGCCGCUGGUGCGCGGGCACGAGAGAGAGGUCGGGUCUCUGUCAUGGACGUCCGAGGGCAACCUGGUCACCGUAGGGGAUGACUUUAUGGUGCGGUGCUGGUCCGACGGCGAUGGCCACGUUGACAUGGGAGAGGAUGAGGAGGAGGGAGGCGACAAGGUGGCCAGACCCAGCGCCCGUGAGCUGAGGACCAAGGGCGAGGGCGAGGGCCGGAGAUGGGGUUGUGGAUGGGCCGAUGUUGGCAGUGACUGGGACGCCGACGAGGAGGACGAUGUCGACGAGUGGUGA